AUGUCAACGUUAUUAUCGAAUCGUACAAUAACCACAUCUAAAAGCAUUCAAAUCAUCUCCAACAAAUCAUCAAAUUUAUUUGUCAAUUUAUUGGAAUCAAGAAUUUUUAUUAGAACAGCUAAAUAUAGAAAAGUAACAAUAGAACUAUUAACCCCCGUUAUAAAUCUUGGCGAGAAAGGAUAUAUGAGAAACGAUUUGUAUCCUAGUCGUAAAGCAAAUUAUUAUAUACCAACAGCGGGAAAGUACAAUUCACUUCAAUCAAAGGGUCCUUCACAAAUACAUCAAAUAGCCAAGGGGGGACAGAUCACAUUGGCGAUACUUGGAAGAUCAUAUGCUGUACAUGAUAUUGAAUUUCAUGAAAAUAAUUCUGGUGAAAUUCAUCGGACCGGAGAUUUUAAAUGUUUAUUCCAUUUCAGCGAAAUUCAACGUAAAGUUCCCGUAAAAAUUGUUGUAAAACCAUCAGUUGGAUUUCAAGGAACAAAGAAUCUAUCAACAGAUGAAUAG
Messenger RNA from Funneliformis geosporum, 504 nucleotides. Lineage: Eukaryota; Fungi; Glomeromycota; Glomeromycetes; Glomerales; Glomeraceae. The record is from the annotation of a GenBank genome assembly.